Messenger RNA from Gilbertella persicaria, 375 nucleotides. RefSeq lists its product as uncharacterized. The record is from RefSeq and is a predicted model, not a curated record. Bases 30 to 224 code for a protein of 64 amino acids. NCBI's taxonomy places the organism in Eukaryota, Fungi, Mucoromycota, Mucoromycetes, Mucorales, Choanephoraceae. The transcript has a single exon.
AUUCUUAUAACAACAAUAACAAAAACAAAAUGGGAUCUAUAUUUUCUUGUCUAAGUGGCAUUGUAAGCUCUAUUGCCUCUAUGUUCUCUACACUUAUCAGUGGUAUUGCUGGUUUCCUUCAAUCUAUUGUCUCUGCUAUUACUCGCUGUAUUACUGGUAUCUUUAAUGCUAUUGCUGCCUGUUUGACUUGUGGUCGUGCUGGAAGAAGACGAGGCAGGGUCUAAUUCUGAUCCGCAUUCUUUUAUCUGUGUGAAAAAAAAAAGAAAUGCGGAUAUAUAUUGUAUUAUAAUGCCUUCACAACCUUAUUAUCAUGAAUACCUCUAUUGUUUAUACUAAUAAAUAUUAUUGUUCUUUAAUGGCAAUCUCCCCAUCCCC